AUGGGUCCCGGCCGAGGGGAUCGGCAGCCCGCUGCUGCGGACUACUCGGAUCAGCCGCCUCCAUUCAGCGCGGAGGCGCCGGGGCUGAUGUUCUGUGCCGCGCACAAAGCCAAGAAGAGUGGCCGGGCCCCCGGGACCGGCAAGGCGGUGUGCGCCCCACGCAGCGCCCUCAGCGACUCGGACGAAGCCGACAACGAGGUGCAGAAGCUCACGGCACGCUCCUUCCGGAGCCUCUCGGGCCCCCACGGCGGCUACCUCGACAUGUACAGCUCCCACACCUCCUCCAGCCUCUCCAACUCCUUGUCAGAGGACGGCGGCGCCGCAAAGCGGUGGCCGACGGGCAGCGAGCCGCGGGGGGCCAUGCUGGCCCUGCACACCAGGCCCACCCGGCCCUUCCUUGCUGUGGGACAGGCCCUGGACAAGGAGCUCUUGGGCAGCUUGCCAGGCAAGGAGCAGUUCGAAUGCGUCGACGUGGAGUUGGAGAGCAACGAUGCUAAGAAGGGUCACUGCAAGAAAAGGACCGUCCCCAAGCGGCAGAUCCAGCUCAAGAGGAAGGAGAGGAAGGAGACGGGUUUCUUCCCCUGGGGUGACUGCUCGGCCCACCAGCCCCUGCCACCACCCCGAAAGGAGCCCCUGGUGAAGGGCAGGGCCAUCAGCGACGAGUUCAGGAUAAACUACAAGCAGUUCAUGAAGACCGCAUCGCUGGACGACACCUGCAACAAGACCAGGAUGGCCUCCUGCCUAGUGAAAAACGUGCUGGCCAAAAAAAUGCAGUACGAACAAAGGAUUAAGAUGGAGCAGAAGGCACUGCAGGGCAGCUCGACAUCAUCAGGGCCAUCGUCUGUGGGCACCGACCUGGCAGGCGACUGUCUGGAGGGCAAGUCGAGCUCACUGUCCAAGUCAGACUGCAGCUACUCGGCCGAGGACAUGCAGGGCCAGGCAGGCAAUCAAAGGCCUGUGCCCGUGGCCACCCGGCCCACCAAGGGGGUGGUGCUCAACGAGGAGACCAGGGAGAACGUCUGCAAGCUGAAGACCACUUUCAAUGAGCUCAAUGAGCGGAUCAAGUACCAGGAGGUGCUGCAGUGCCAGUCGCUCACUGCGGAGCAGGCGCGGAGCAGGAGGAGGGAGGACUACAGGAGAGCACGUGCCAUUUUCGAACCGCAGCAGGAUGACGGGAAGGCGCCGGAUGCCCCCCUGAAAUUUGAGAAACCCCAGAAGCCAUGGCCGAGCUUAAGGCAGCGAGCCAUCCGGCAGAGCAAGCCCGAAGUGAUGCCCUUCAAGCCUAAGGCCUUGGGGAUCCCUGUGGCGGCCCCCCGGAACGUCUUCACCUCCAGGGCGCAGGAGGUGAAGCUGGUCCCGCAGAGCCAGCAAGAGGAGAAGCCACCACCUGAGGGGGGCUCUGCGGGGCGUCCCGUGACAGGGCCACUCCGGGAGGCCCCACCGGUUCCCCACCGGCCCCCUGUCACCCGCUCUCCAGAGCGGACUCCUCAGCCUGGGAAUAAGGGCAAGGGGCAAAUCCCUCAGCCGCGGGACGUCCGCAAGCUGGUGAAGAACACCUACAGCCUCUGCUUCAAGCCGGCGGGCGCCCCAGCGCCCACCACUCAAGGCAAGGGCACCGAUGGGCCGGGCCCCUCGGCAGGGGAGCCUGCGGCAGCCUCCCCUCUCUUCAUACACUGCACCUCGGUCUGCCGCAAAGAGCCAGUGCCAAUGAUGAGCCGCGCUCGUAAAAACAGCCCGCAGCAGCCGGAGGACAGGGACGUGCUGACAGUUCCCGGCCGCGAGCCAGGCGAGGCAUGUGCCGACGGCCCCGCAAAGCCUCCCGAAAGGCCACGCUCGGCGGUGAGGGACUCCCCGAUGAACAUCACGAAGAUCCAGUCCACGCGGAGGGUUGUGAGUGGGCCGGAGGGGCCGGCAGGCCGCAGCGGAGAGCCCGCUGUGCGUCGCGAGCGGAGCGAGCUGACCCUGCCGCCCGUGGCCAGGGCGGCCCCGCACCUGGAGUCCCACCUGCACAUCCAGGUGAGCCCACCCUCGACGCAGGCGCCCAGCCCCGCCAAGGGUCCUGUGCUGGCCCCACAGGGCACUGCACCCGGCCGGGAUGACCCCUUGGCUCCAGCUGCUCCCAGCUCGGUCGCGAGCAGCGCGGUUCUGCUCACAGAGAAGACCGUCCUCUUCCCACCUCCAGCAAGUGCCACAGAGGAAGCCAAGGGGCACCAUCAUGUCGCAACCUCAACCAGAGCGCCCAACCCACCCCUGCAGCAGCCCAUCAACAGCGAGGGCAUUUUGGGGCCACCAGGGGCCAGAGGGAUCUCUGAACUGGGACCUCCCCCAGGAGUCAACCCACAUCUGCCGCCCCUGCAGCCAGCAGCAGCAAGUGCCCCAGCGCCGCUCACAAGCAAGCAUCUGAGCAGCACAGGUCCCCAGGAGGCCAGGAGGGAAAGGCCUGAUGCGCUGACACAGACAGGUAGCUGGGCAGUUUCCACGGGGACCAGCAUGUCUCCGGACAGUGUUGGCACCUCCACCACAUUUCAAGCAAAGGAGGGCAGUGAGGAGGCUGGGGUGCCCAAAGGUCCUUCUGUCACCCCAGCGCCACUUGUUGGCAGGCUGCCAGACUGGCGGGAGAACUGGGAGCAUUUAACGAAGCAGACAGGAGCCAACGAACAGUAUUUCACAUCUACCCCAAUGGAGAACACAAACUACUUAACAAUUCCUGUGAAAGCUGCAAAAUCCACUCCAGCACCAAAGCUGCCUGCAGUGCCCAACCCAGCCAGUGCAUCCCUCGGGACUCCCUUGGUCCCCAACCGAGCGAGCACGUCCUUCGGACACCCAUCAGCCUCUAACCUGGCCAGUGCUUCCUUCGGGACCCCCUUGCUCCCCAACCCAGCCAGCACAUCCUUCGGGACAUCCCUGGUCCCCAACCGAGCGAGCACAUCCUUCGGGCUCCCAUCAGCCUCUACCCUGGCCAGCACUUCCUUUGGGAACCCCUUGGUCUCCAACCCAGCCAGCACAUCCUUCGGGACGCCCUUGGUCCCCCACCGGGCCAGCACAUCCUUUGGGUACCCAUCAGCCUCUACCCUGGCUGGCGCUUCCUUUGCAACCCCCCUGCUCCCCAACCUGGCCAGCACGUCCUUUGGGUACCCAUCAGCCUCCAAACCGACCAGCACUUCCUUUGGAUCUCCCGUGGUCCCCAACCCCUCCAGUAUGUCCUUUGGGGCUCCCUUGGUCCCCAAUCCGCCCAGUACAUCCUUUGGGGCUCCCUUGGCCGUAAACCCAGGCCCUGCUUCCCUUCGGCACCCCCCAGUCUCCAACCCAACGAACUCUUCCUCGGGGUCUCCCUUGGUCCCUAACCCAGCCAGCCCUCCAUCGGUGGGUGCUAUGUCUCUCCUGCCAGGCAGGGGGGCCCCAGGGAGCCACCCCAGCCCCGAGCUGCCCCUGUCUCUUGCUUCUGAAGGCCAGGCCAGUGCAGAGCAGCAGGCCCAGCUGCGCCUCGACGACGUUCCCCAUUUCCUGAGGAGGACUGAGGGCGCCUCGCCGAGCAGUAAGAGCACGCCCAGCCCAACCAGGCCCUUCGUGCCCCACCAGCCUGCGCACCGCAAGAUGCUCCUUGAUCCUGACAGCGGAAAGUGCUAUUACAUGGAGCCGCCAAGGCAGCCCCAGCUGAAAACGCUCUAUGACCCUGAGACGGGGCAGUACCUCGAGGUGCUCAUCCCACCAGUGCCCCUGGCAUCCCACACUGGCCUCUACCAGGCUCCUCUGGUCAUGACACCGGGUGUCUACGGGCCCCCCUACAUGCCCUCCGCCGGCUUCUCUGGGCUGCCGGUGCCCUGGGCUGGAAGCCCUCCUAAGGGCUCCCCUGGCUGUGGCCACCUCUAA
Tinamus guttatus (white-throated tinamou) is the source of this 3870-nucleotide messenger RNA. Lineage: Eukaryota; Metazoa; Chordata; Aves; Tinamiformes; Tinamidae. The record is from RefSeq and is a predicted model, not a curated record.